AUGAAUGACAACAAUCGAAAUCCCUGGGACGGCCGCCGACCGUCGUUGGUGCGUUGGUGGGAUUUGCCCGAAAACGAAAAUAACGAAAUGCCGGAAAAAAAUACAAGUUCGCCAAGAGCGAUAGAGAAUGCGAAACAAUGGAUCGAUCGAUCUUCGGGGCAGUCGAAUAAAAUUAGUAGCGCCAGUAACAAUCGCAAAGAAUCCAUUGCCAAAAAAUCGAACUGUCGAGAUAUCUGCAAAAUCAAUCCAUGCCUGUGUUUGAAGCUUAAAUUAGUUAUCAGAACCAACACAAAAUGCUUAACGGAUGACGUGUGCAAAUUGUACGACCGGUGGCUGUGUGGGCCGCUGGCCACCGACUCGGAGUUCCACAAUGAGUUGUUAUCACUCAUCAGUGUCCUCAAAAAGAUCAUAAAAGACUUAAACUGUACGACCAACACUCACUGUCAACUGGAGUCGUUGAUAAAACGCCACAGUGAAUGCCUGGCCAAGUACCACACGUUGUUAAUGCAAUUGGAUCAAGCUAGUAUGCCGAAAACCCGGAAACACAUUGGUAAUGCCGGAUGUAUACCACAAGACGGGGGGAAAAAAAAAAUUAAUAAAUAAAUUUAACUAAUGUUACAGAAAUUUAUUUUUCACGAGUAGUUAGGUAGAUCCAAAGUUGUUUAUUGAUUCACCGUCAUCUUGCUUUUAUUAUUUAAUUAUUUCGCUAAGUUUUCAAUGCAAGUAGAUAAUAAUAUAAUAGAAAAUUACAGUUAAACAACACAUCUGUCACCUUCAAGCCAAAGGGGCUGUGCGAAAAUUAAUAAAUUGUCUUAACUCACACUUACAAAUGCUGAAGAA
Myzus persicae (green peach aphid) is the source of this 840-nucleotide messenger RNA. RefSeq lists its product as uncharacterized. The record is from RefSeq and is a predicted model, not a curated record. NCBI's taxonomy places the organism in Eukaryota, Metazoa, Arthropoda, Insecta, Hemiptera, Aphididae. Bases 1 to 603 code for a protein of 200 amino acids. The transcript is spliced from 3 exons.